AUGGCUUCAAAGUUUUUAUGCUUCACCCUACUCUUCAUCAAUAUCUGCACUGCAGAUGGAUAUGAGUCUUACACUUCAACUCGCUGCCUGUUUAACUCCAGUGAGCUAAGGGACAUCGAGUUCAUCACCUCGUACUAUUACAACAAGCUGGAGUUUGUCAGGUUCAGCAGUGAUGUGGGAAAGUAUGUUGGAUACACUGAGUUUGGUGUGAAGAAUGCAGAGAUGUGGAACAAUAAUCCUGCACAGCUCGCUGCAAUGAGAGCUCAGAAGGAGAAGUACUGCCAACCCAACAUUGGGAUCUGGUACCCAAAUGUUCUUUCUAAGUCAGUGAAACCAUCAAUCAAAGUGACCUGGUUGAGAAAUGGACAGGAAAUAACCUCUGACAUCACUUCCACUGAAGAGUUUGCAAAUGGUGAUUGGCUCUACCAGGUCCACUCCCACUUGGAGUACAUGCCCAGGUCUGGAGAGAAGAUCUCCUGUAUGGUGGAGCACGCCAGCCUGGAGAAACCACUGAUUAUUAACUGGGUGCCACCCAUGCCUGAAACAGAGAGACUGAUCAUCGUUGGAGCCGUAGGACUGAUCCUGGGUCUGAUCUUGUUCCUGGCUGGAGUCAUCUACAGGAGGAAGAGUGGAGAUACAUCUUUGGCUCACAGGUUCAGUGAGAAACAGGCAGAGGACUGGAGCAAAGAUGCUGCAGCUCUGAGCUUGUGGAGACCUCAGAAGGAGAUGUUCUUCAAACCCGACUCUGAGCUCUGCUUCACAAAUGUUCUGCCUAAGUCAGUGAUGCCAUUGGUCAGGCUUCACUCCAUGACGCCCCCUGGAGGUGGACAUCCUGCCAUGGCGCUCUGCAGAGUCUACAACUUCUUCCCCAAGCAGCUCAAAACCAGGACUGAUGCUGGUUCCCAGUAG
Molecule: messenger RNA, 909 nt
Organism: Pelmatolapia mariae (spotted tilapia)
Lineage: Eukaryota; Metazoa; Chordata; Actinopteri; Cichliformes; Cichlidae
Product: H-2 class II histocompatibility antigen, I-E beta chain-like
Exons: 9
Coding region: 1-909 (302 amino acids)
Biological process (GO): immune response; antigen processing and presentation
Cellular component (GO): membrane; MHC class II protein complex
Source: RefSeq, a predicted model, not a curated record